CUUUUUGGCCGCCAUUUCUCUUGAAGCUCCGCCGUCCGGGCUUUGCUGUGGGUGCUCCAUUCACGAGGGGCGGACGACUGCUGGUUCGGCGGCGAGUAGCCUGCAGCAUUUGCUCGUCGUCGUGAUGAGUUUGCCCCUCAAUCCCAAACCUUUCCUCAACGGAUUAACAGGGAAGCCAGUAAUGGUGAAACUUAAGUGGGGAAUGGAGUACAAAGGCUACCUGGUAUCUGUAGAUGGCUAUAUGAACAUGCAGCUUGCAAAUACAGAAGAAUACAUAGAUGGAGCCUUGUCUGGACACCUGGGUGAAGUUUUAAUAAGGUGUAAUAAUGUCCUUUAUAUCAGGGGUGUUGAAGAAGAGGAAGAAGACGGAGAAAUGAGAGAAUAGCAUCUUUUGUGGGAAUUUUUUUUUAUAUAUUUCUAGACAAUAAAAAUUUGUUUUUUCAACUUGA
Molecule: messenger RNA, 449 nt
Organism: Molossus molossus (Pallas's mastiff bat)
Lineage: Eukaryota; Metazoa; Chordata; Mammalia; Chiroptera; Molossidae
Gene: SNRPF
Product: small nuclear ribonucleoprotein polypeptide F
Exons: 4
Coding region: 125-385 (86 amino acids)
Biological process (GO): spliceosomal snRNP assembly; mRNA splicing, via spliceosome
Cellular component (GO): catalytic step 2 spliceosome; U1 snRNP
Molecular function (GO): RNA binding
Source: RefSeq, a predicted model, not a curated record